GAGUGCAUGGCCUCGUCGUUGAUUCCGUUCUACUAUCCAAGAUAAUAAAUCAUAUUGCUGCAGUUUUACAUAAUAUGUUCUAAAACUGCCAAUAUAGUUCGUAAUGGUGUUCUCUAAAAGGAGAUGGAUUUGUUGAAAACGAAAAUGUGUGCACGUGGGAGGAAUAUGAGUUCCUAGACUUGUCAGAUGUAAAGGAAGCAGAAUUGAGCAGUUUGCAGUGUGCACUGUUCAAGAAAACUACAAUCACCACAUCCACCGCACCCAACGGUUGGACUGAGAGUGCUACAGAGGUGUCAUCCUGUUCAUCAAGCACGGCAGGCGCCGGGACCGUGUCGAGCAGCCUGGACAGCCUGUCGGGCGGCGAGUGCGAGAUGGCGCCCCACUCGCCGCAGAGGGGCGCGGCCGGGCCACCUCACGCGCCGCCGCCCUACGCCCAGCCGCCCGCCUACCCGCCGCCCCCGCAUCAUCAGUGGCCCGUGGCGCCGCCUAACGUCUACGUCAGCCAGGUCACCGCCAACGUCAACGUGCACGGGUACAUGGGGCAGUACUACCAGCCGCCCCAGCCCCAGUACGUGCCCCCUCAGGCGCAAAUAGAUAGACCACCGCGAAACCACAGACGCGAUAGGCGAAACAAACGCGCCCCCUCUCCCCCUCAACCUCCGCCAUAUUAUGUCCCGUACCCGCAAUAUUACCCGGCGGCGCAAGCGCAAGGCGCUCCACUAUACCAUCUUCCAAUGUACCAACCCCUCGUCUACGGUCCCUACGCUUACCCCCCAUAUUACCCUGAAUAUCCUAUGCCAGUCGAGGGUGAGGGCGUAGAAAAAGUCCCCGAUGAAUACUCACAAGAGGUUAUGAUGGAACAGGAGGCAGUCGAAGCCUACUAUGCUGGAGCACAUUAUGCGGGACCAUCUUACGGCCCACCGGUAGAAAGUAGCGUUGAAUAUAUGCCACCUAUGUUCAUCCCACCUCCACACCCUCAGGCGCCGAUGCCUAUACCACAGCAGGCCUCUCAUCACACAACUCCACAUCAGUUUAAUGUCCACGCCAAAAACUUCGUUCAGGGUCAAAAUAAUAAAAAUUUCCCGAAUGAUAAGGGUCCCGAACAAAAGUUACCAGUGGCGUCUACUGCGGCGUCGUCGACGUCGGGUAGUGUUGAAGCUCUCCCGAUGAAAGAUCUUAAAAUUACAAAGGGGCCUGGAAGUCCUAAACAGGAACGACUCAAUGAUUCCACUGUGAAACCACUCAAUAUUACAGUUGACAAAGUCUCUCCAACACUUAAAGCCGACCCGUCCAAACCUACAUGGGUGGAAAAUAAAGUUCAAGACGCAGGCCAAGCUCCAAAAAGCUACCCAUCACCCCCAGUUGCGAGCAUUCAAAAUGCAGGGGCUAAAGUUGUCCCAGUAGUAAACAAGACCCCUAAAGGUCCCGCGGCCCCAUUCACUGGAAAACAGAUGCCUAAACCGCCUCUUCCAACCGGAGUUCCCGUACAAUUAUCGGCCUCAGCGCCCAAACCGCCUUUCGGGAACCGACAGAAAAGAGACGGGCCGGCUAACCGUUCACCAUCUUUCGAAAACACUGAGGAGAAACCAGUGAACGUAGAACACGUGAAACGGGAACCACCUCUACCACCCAGCAAAGCUCCAAUGCCGAUUUCGAUAACACUGCAUGCGCAAGGGCCCCCACUGAUUGUGACUAACAAGUCUCCCUUCUCUCACUCUCGGAAGGCAGCUCCAGUUCCAGAACCUCCUCCAGUCCCGCAACCUCCACCGCCGGCUCCGACAGCGUCGGAUUUCCCUCCACCGCCCACUCCUCGAAAUCGAGUUGAACCCGCCCCACCCCCAGUUGUUCAACAACCGCAGCCUGCUCCAGGCAAAUCCUGGGCGAGUCUCUUCUCCAACAAACUCUCCGGUAUAACUAUGUCUCCGGCUGCUGUUGUCCUAGAAGAACCUUUGAGCCCGACGACUGUGGCGCCUCCGGUAGCUAAUAUUCAAAAACCAGUUGCCAAAGUGCCACCGUUUGAUGCGUCCUUACAAACUUUUGGAGUAGAGAAGCCACGACUGCCGGUGACGCCUUCUCAACCAUCAAUAUCUUAUUCUGAAAAAACUUCAGUUAACACUAUAAGCAGUUCUAUUUCGCCGCCUACAACUGCUAAACCGGUGACUACAUCUGAAGUCAGGGAAGUUCCAAUUCAAAAAGAAGCCACUCCUGCACUGCCAGUUGCGCCAUCGCCCUUUAGCGACGACCCUAAUUCGUACAGGAUGGGAGAGUUUCUGUCAAAAUACCAGUUGGACAACCGGCCGGUAUCCUUACUACCGCGUGGCCUCACGAACCGCUCAAACUACUGUUACGUCAACGCGAUUCUUCAGGCACUAAUAGCUUGUCCUCCUUUCUACAACAUGCUUAAGGCUCUGCCGUAUCAGACGCGACGUGGGAAGUCUAGCACGCCUGUUAUUGAUUCUAUGGUGGAACUAUGCUACGAGUUCAGUCCAUUAGCCGGGCCCAAUCGCCGCACGCGCGGCGACUCAAGCAAUAACACUGUAUCGGUUCCCGCCGGACCACCGUUAGACGGCUCUGCUGGUCUCAGAGUGCUGAGAGCUUUGAGACCUUUCCCUGGCUCUCAGGAAGGAAGACAGGAAGAUGCCGAAGAGUUUUUAGGGUGCCUUUUGAACUCUCUCAACGAUGAGAUGCUUGAGUUAAUAAAGCUGGUGGAGCCAGAUGAGCCAAAGGAAAUCAAACCUAAUGGUGUUGUCACUGAAGAACAACCUCCAGAAGAAGAUGAUGAUGACGACGAAUGGAAGGUGAUGGGCCCUCGCAACCGUGGCGCCGUAGAGCGUCGUUGGUCCGCUCGUCGGACUCCGUUAGCGGACAUCUUCCGUGGAAGAACGCGAUUGCGUCUCCAUCGAGCCCCACAUCACGACGUCACCGAUGCUGUGCAGCCUUUCUUCACUCUACAGUUGGAUAUUGAGCGUUCGAGUACAGUGAAGGAUGCGUUAGAACUCCUAGCAGGCAAAGACACGCUGGAAGGUGUUUCUGAUGCUUGGCAACAACUGUCCCUUGAACAACUGCCAGUGGUUCUCCUUCUGCAUCUUAAGUGCUUCCAACUCGAUGCUGAAGGCCACACAGCUAAGAUAGUGAAGAAUAUCGACUUUCCUAUAGACUUAAAGAUUGAUCCUAAGAUAAUGUCGUGCAAGCACACGACUAAGCAACGCCUGUACAAAUUGUUUGCUGUGGUAUACCACGAAGGCGUCGAAGCAGUGAAGGGGCAUUACCUGACUGAUACCUACCAUGGACAGGCCGGGUGGAUAAGAUACGACGACUCGACUGUAACUCAAGUGACAGAUGCCCAAGUCUUAAAGCCAAAAGCGCCGAGAAUGCCUUAUUUGUUGAUGUAUCGAAGGCAUGAUACUUUGCCAGCUCAUCGGCCGCCGGGCAAACCUGAAUAAGGACCUUAGCCCAAAUUUGGCUUUAAAUCAAUAUUCGGCCAAUGGUUUGGGUCCAAUUUUGACCGGUUUCGGUAAAAAUUGGACCAAUUGUAGGCUGGUCGUUGGGACCUUUGAACUAAAAAUGUUAAGUGUUAAAGUGAUGGUGUAGUUAAGUGCUAAUGUUAAUUUUUUACAGAUGCAGUUACAAACUUUGUGUGCCUACCGGUUACAGCACAACGAAUUCUGUUUUGGGUUUCAAAGAUGCGUUUUUUUUCUAACCGCGCUAAUUCUAAAAUUAACUUUUUAUAUCUUGUAUAUAAGAAAUUGUAAAUAUUCGGCGAAUUUUGUUGUUUUAGUUUCUAAAUUCUAUAUAUUGGACUGUUGUAAAUACUCUCGUGUACAGGUUUUACUAAUAAGGCAUGAACUUAUGUAAAAAAAUAAUAAAAAAAAAAUGUUUUAAAAAUAGUUCUAUAGAGAAUUUCUAAAAAGGUUGACCGGCUUGAAUGUGUUACGUGAGGGUAAUGGAUUUUCUAUAUUAUUUUUGUAUCUUAGAGACUAAUCAAAUUCAUACCCUACUCUCGUAUAAUUGAUACAAAUGUAUUGACGUGAGCCAGUGAAAUU
Molecule: messenger RNA, 4043 nt
Organism: Pieris brassicae (large cabbage white)
Lineage: Eukaryota; Metazoa; Arthropoda; Insecta; Lepidoptera; Pieridae
Gene: Usp10
Product: ubiquitin carboxyl-terminal hydrolase 10-A-like
Exons: 11
Coding region: 372-3443 (1023 amino acids)
Biological process (GO): protein deubiquitination; regulation of autophagy; DNA damage response, signal transduction by p53 class mediator
Cellular component (GO): nucleus; cytosol
Molecular function (GO): cysteine-type deubiquitinase activity; cysteine-type endopeptidase activity
Source: RefSeq, a predicted model, not a curated record